Hipposideros armiger (great roundleaf bat) is the source of this 989-nucleotide messenger RNA. RefSeq names its product 6-pyruvoyltetrahydropterin synthase (gene PTS). The transcript is spliced from 6 exons. The coding region runs from base 365 to 802 and encodes 145 amino acids. Gene Ontology annotation, molecular function: 6-pyruvoyltetrahydropterin synthase activity. Lineage: Eukaryota; Metazoa; Chordata; Mammalia; Chiroptera; Hipposideridae. The record is from RefSeq and is a predicted model, not a curated record. Gene Ontology annotation, cellular component: mitochondrion. Gene Ontology annotation, biological process: tetrahydrobiopterin biosynthetic process.
GCGGAGGGGCGGCUCAAAUAAGUAUCUCCAGGACCCAAAGUAUGCCCAGACUAACCCUAAUCGCGUGACGCGGCCUCAGGCUGAGCAAACAUAAAAUGGACAGUGAAACCCCAUCCACCUCAUCUGACCGCUGCUAGGUAUGCCUAGCGAUCUGAACGCGUGCUAUCCCGAGAUCGAUAGUAAGGGACGCCAGUUAUUGCCUCCAGGCCGGCAGAGGGAGCCCAGCCGCUGGGUGAAGCGCAGAGCGCGUCCAGCGGGCACAGCUUGCACUGCGCAGCCGCGGACGGAGGCUUCGCCAACACCAGACUCCGCCGCGGGCCGAGGAAGGAGGUGCUGACCCUGCGCGGCGCGGUACCGCUAGGCGAUGAGCGCUUCGGCCUCGGGCUGUCGCCGCCGGGCGCGAGUGUCCCGCCUCGUCUCCUUCAGCGCGACCCACCGGCUCCACAGCCAAUCUCUGAGUAAUGAAGAAAACUUGAAACUGUUUGGGAAAUGCAACAAUCUCAAUGGCCAUGGGCACAAUUAUAAAGUUGCAGUGACAGUACAUGGAGAGAUCGAUCCUGUUACAGGAAUGAUUAUGAAUUUGACUGACCUCAAAGAAUAUAUGGAGGAGGCAAUUAUGAAGCCCCUUGACCAUAAGAAUUUGGAUCUAGAUGUGCCAUACUUUGCAGAUAUUGUAAGCACAACAGAAAAUGUAGCUGUAUAUAUCUGGGAAAACCUCCAGAAAUUUCUUCCUGUGGGAUUUCUUUAUAAAGUAAAAGUCUAUGAAACUGACAAUAAUAUUGUGGUCUAUAAAGGAGAGUAGCCCCUAAGGGUUAAUACUAUAGAAAGAUUUAAUUUCCGUGGUUGAAAACGAUCUUUAUCCCUUUGGACUAUUAAGAAGUCAUCACAUAAUUAUUAUUGCACCUCCACACUGUGUUCCGGAGUGCCUGAUUUAUUGAAAUCAUUGUGAAUAAAACUUGUUUUAAAUUCAAAUCUGUUUUAAAACCAAA